AUGAUGAGCAAAGGUUUGCGACAACUGUCAAUCGAAAUUUCCUCUGUUUGAUUUGUUUCAAUGUCCUUAACGACCCAGUUCUGUGUCCGAGAAACCAAGAUUGUUUUUGCCGUUCUUGUAUCACGAAACACCUCGAGAAUUCACAAAGAUCCCCUACGUGUGCGGAUGAAUUGACCAUAGACUCUCUAACUGAACCGAACAGAAUGGUGAAAGAUUAUUUAAAUGAAUUGAAGAUUCAUUGCGUUUACAACAAGAGAGGUUGUCAAGAGAUUCUACAAGUGCAACAUCUUGACAACCAUGAGGCUAAAUGUGGAUUUACAGAAACAUUUGUGCAUUUGUACAAACCAAGGGCUGUGCUGUAACUUUAAACCACCGUGAUCUUAUUCACCAUCAAAGUGAACUAUGCGAAUUUCGCAAGUUGAAGUGCCAUUCGUGCGGAGAAAUUAAGAAAAGAAUGGCGAAACUCGAGAAGAAUAUGGAGAGAAAUGCGGCAGAUAUGGAAGAAAACUCGAAGCAGUAAAUCAUGAAGUGAGAGGAUUGACAACAACUUUGAUUGAACGUUUUGAUGAAAUGAAGGAUGUUCUUGUCAAGAUGGAGAACGACAUAGAAGAAAACUCAAGAAAAGUACAGCAAGUGCUGGUAAGGAAGAUAUCAUUGUUGCUGGAGGUUAUGGAACUGACUCUGUAGAGAUGUUUAACUGGCGUCAAAGACAAUGGUCGCCAUUACAAUCCAUACCAAAGACGUGUUCUUCAGCGACUUCAUUUGUUUACAACAAUCAUGUUACAAUUGCUGGAGGUCACUGUUCUGGCUAUGUGAAUGAUAUGAUUAGACUGAAUAUCAACCCAAACCUUGAUCUCUCAAGGCGCUGGAGUGAGUGUCCCGUUAAACUACCUGCUAAAUUUGCAAACCACAGCAGUGUGCUGUAUAAUGAUCAGUUGAUUGUCAUAGGUGGUUUUGAUGGAAAUGCUGUAUCUGACUGUAAUACUGUAUCCAUGAAGUUUGACUAGUGCCUUCGUAUGCUGUGAAGAUCUUAUCAAGAAUGCCUGAACCAAGACGGGAUCACAGCACACAAUUAUUUGAUGAUAACUUGUUGAUCGUUGGUGGAAGGACAACUGCCAGUUACCAAGACAACCUCAGCAGUGUCAUACUGUAUGAUAUAAAGAAGAAUGAAUGUAAAAAGUUGGCACCACUGCCGUAUGAAGUGAAUGACAUGACAACUGUGAGAUUGGGAGACAAGAUCGUUGUUUUAGGUGGCGUUGACAUACAUGGCCAAGCAUUAGAUACAGUUAUCAUUUACAAUGUCAAGACUGAACAGAGUCACGUGUUGCCGCCAAUGAGAUGUAAGAGAUGGGGAUGUACUGCAGUUGUUAUUGGAAACAACAUUGUAGUACUGGGAGGGAUGGAUGAACAGCGACGUGUCUUAAAGUCAGUUGAAGCUUUCAACUUUGAAAGUUAUACUUCGCAAGAACUUCCAGAAAUGUCUCAAGCGAGAUGCGUGCACACUGCUGUUCUUGUGUGA
This is a messenger RNA of Paramuricea clavata, 1519 nucleotides long. The record is from the annotation of a GenBank genome assembly. Lineage: Eukaryota; Metazoa; Cnidaria; Anthozoa; Malacalcyonacea; Plexauridae.